AUAUCACUAUAAAAUAACAAUAUUUGUUUAUUCGUUCAUUUUUUGGUACCUCAGCGCAUUGUCCUAAAUCCCCACAAGAUGGCGGCGUUGCUCGCGAGACUGAGCAUGUCAUGGGAGGUGGGAUUUCCUCCCAUCCUCCUCAACAUCACCCUGCUCUUCCCAGGGAUGUGUCGGCGUGCACCGGGUGCACCUGUUUUAUUUCCAAUUUCUGCGUACGGCCGCUGAAAUGCCCCGUUAUAACCUUCGCAACCAGUGACCACUCGAAAAGGUUUGAAAGACCUGCUCGGUGGCGGCGGCGAGGCCUCGGCCGUGUGGUUUGUAUUCAACCUUAGAGGAUGUGUUGAUUUUUCUUUCACCCCCCACCUCCUCCGACGUGCAGCAGUGAGACAGCAUCUUUGCCGGUGACACAUCAUUAUCCCUACGAGUGGACAAGCCCCAUAGGACGCCAUGUCGGACAAAAGUGACCUGAAAGCAGAGCUGGAGCGCAAGAAGCAGCGCCUCGCCCAGAUCAGGGAGGAAAAAAAGAGGAAGGAGGAGGAGAGGAAGAAGAAAGAGGUAAGGAAGAAACAAGAGAGCCAGCAGAAGACAGAAGCCACCCCAGAAGAUUCAGACUUGGAUCGCAAGCGCAGGGAAACCGAGGCCCUGCUACAGAGUAUUGGCAUCUCUCCGGAGCCGCCACUAGUCCCGACCCCCGUGUCCCCCUCCAAAUCAGUGAGCACGCCCAGCGAGACGGGGAGCCAGGACUCCGCUGAUGGAGGAGCAGCAGGCAGGUCAGAUUUCUCUAAAAACAAGUCCCCAGCACAGAUCUCAAGGACACUGCAGUGGGACACAGACCCCUCUGUGCUGCAGCUGCAGGCUGAUACUGAGCUCGGGCGCAGGUUGCAGAGGCUGGGGGCCUCUAAAAUCACACAAGUAGACUUCCUUCCCAAAGAGGUGGUCUCCUACUGCAAGGAGACACAGACACCGAACACAUACCUGUCUGAAGUUGAGGAGGAAGACGAAGAUGAAGAGUUGAUGGAAGCGAAGCCCGGUCCAGAGCUGGACCAGCAGGACGACGACGACAACAGGGAAACCAAAGAAGGCAUGUUUCCGGUGCUGCGAGAGCUGACAGAGGAGGAGAGGCAACAGAUCCUGCACUCCUCCGAGUUUCAGAGCUUCUUUGACUGCAGCAUCCGGGUGAUGGAGAGGGCCCUGGCCGAAGACGGCGACAUCUUCUUCGACUACAGCGGCCGAGACCUUGAGGACAAAGAGGGAGAGUUGGGCAGCGGCUCCAGUCUGUCCCUCUGCAGACUCUUCUAUGACGAGCACUGGUCGAAACAUCGCGUGAUCACCUGUCUUGACUGGUCCCCUCAGUAUCCUGAGCUGCUGGUCGCCUCUUAUAACAACAACGAAGACGCUCCACACGAACCAGACGGCGUGGCCUUGGUGUGGAACAUCAAGUUUAAGAAGGCCACUCCGGAGUACAUCUUUCACUGUCAGUCUCCAGUGGUGUCUGUGGGUUUUGCCAGGUUUCAUCCCAACCUGGUGGUGGGGGGCACUUACUCCGGACAGAUCGUCCUGUGGGACAACCGCAGCCACCGUAGGACCCCGGUCCAGAGGACUCCCCUGUCUGCUGCUGCGCACACUCACCCGGUGUACUGCGUGAACGUGGUCGGCACCCAGAACGCCAACAACUUGAUCACGGUGUCCACAGACGGCAGGAUGUGCUCCUGGAGCCUGGACAUGCUCUCCCAGCCUCAGGAGACCAUGGAACUGGUGUACAAUAAAUCCAAACCCGUGGCGGUGACAGGCAUGGCCUUCCCCACGGGAGACGUUAACAACUAUGUGGUCGGGAGCGAGGAGGGCACCGUGUACACUGCAUCCAGACACGGCAGUAAGGCCGGUAUCUGCGAGAUGUUUGAGGGCCACCAGGGGCCGGUUACCGGCAUCAGCUGCCACAGUGCGGUGGGGACCGUCGACUUCUCCCACCUCUUCAUCACGUCCUCCUUCGACUGGACCGUCAAACUCUGGAGCACCAAGCACAACAAGCCUCUGUACUCGUUCGAGGACAACGCCGACUACGUGUACGACGUCAUGUGGUCCCCCGUGCACCCCGCGCUCUUCGCCGCCGUGGAUGGCAUGGGCCGCCUGGACCUGUGGAACCUCAACAACGACACCGAGGUGCCAACUGCCAGUGUGACAAUCGAGGGCGCCUCGGCCCUGAACAGGGUGCGCUGGUCGUCAGGGGGGAAGGAGGUUGCCGUCGGCGACUCGGAAGGCAGAGUUUGGAUCUACGACACGGGGGAGCUUUCUGUGACCCACACUGACGACUGGGCGCGCUUCGCUCGUACCCUGAUGGAGAUCCGCGCUAACCGGGCGGACGGCGAGGAGGAGGGGCCUAUGGAGCUGGCUUCAUAGAAAAAGGCCCCCGAAAAACCAAAGUGGAGACAACCAGACACCUGGCGUGCUUUUACUGUGUCCGUAGCAUGUGCUUCUCACUCGUUUCCUUUCUCCACUUUCACGUUCCUGUCCGGGCCGAACAAGGCAGCGCUUUUGUCGUGUUUUUGCGUUUGCUCUCUCGUAGAUGCAAACCUCUACCGAUUUGUCCGCCACCAUUUAUCCAAUGACUUGAGGUGAUCGUGAGUGGCAGUCCUGUAGCCUUAUGAAGAUAUGUGUACUGUAAUGACGCUUUGCACUACUGUAAAAAACACAGCAGGGUCCAUAGACUAGUCAUGUAAUUGUUUACAAAAAAAAAAAAAGGUCACUUCACGUUGUGCUCGUUCUUUUCUUGGUGUUGAGCCCGCAUGCGACACAUUCCUAAAAUAUUCCAGGAAACCCGGAGUUAAUGUGUUUAUCUCGCGUGAGGCUGCUUCGUGUCUGAAAACUGAAUCAAGUGUGGUUGUGGCACUUUGUCUCCUGUACCGAGAGCUUCAACUGUAUAUUCUUAACCAGCUGUAACAAUUAACGAGAGGUAUAUUGUAACGGACGGUGGUUGCUGUUAAACCUGCUAUGUUUGCUAUUAAAGCGCAGCCAGUGA
Molecule: messenger RNA, 3016 nt
Organism: Mugil cephalus (flathead mullet)
Lineage: Eukaryota; Metazoa; Chordata; Actinopteri; Mugiliformes; Mugilidae
Gene: dync1i1a
Product: cytoplasmic dynein 1 intermediate chain 1
Exons: 18
Coding region: 448-2397 (649 amino acids)
Biological process (GO): transport along microtubule
Cellular component (GO): cytoplasmic dynein complex
Molecular function (GO): dynein light chain binding; dynein heavy chain binding
Source: RefSeq, a predicted model, not a curated record